AUGAUGUUGCUAAACGAGGGUCCAUUAGGCCAUUACGGCCAUUCUAUAUUUAUUGUCAGACACUUAAAUGAUCAUUUAUUUUCAGAUGAGAUGCAAGCUGCUUCAUUAGUACGAAGAAUAAACGAAGUGAGAGAUCGCUCUCAAAUUAUUUCCAUCCUCAAUGAUAUCUUUGCGGUUGUGUCUGAUGAAAGCACAAGUACAAUCUUACGAACUGCAAUUUUACAAGCAUUAAUUGAAAAUUUUAAGCCUUCAUUUAUUGGCCUUUUGACAUUCAAUGAAAUCACCAAACGUUUAGGAAAAAUAUUCACCGCUUCGCCUAUUGAAGAUUCAAUUAUUUUACUUAUGAAUUCGCUGCGAAAUUGUAACAGAGAUAAUCUUUGGUAUACUUUAACAAUACUUCUUCACGUUGAAGAAAAUGGACUUAGUAAACUUCUAUGCAAAAGUCUUUCAAAAGAUCCGUCAGAUGUUCAUUGGUCAUCACUCGUUUCCGAAUUAUCCGUUUCUUUUAAACAUUUUCCUGACGUGUUACAUAAUUUUUCUGGUGAAAUCACGACACCUUAUUCGAAGGAUAAGGACGAUAAAUAUAAAUCAUUGUCAAAAUUUCUUUCGAAUCAUUGGUCUUGCUUAAGUCAGUCCAUGAAAAUUGCACUUAAUCGUGCAAAAGAAAUGUGUGAUAAUUCUGAAGAUGUCAAUUUGCGUUUGCUUACUGCAUUGGUGCCUACAAUACUUUCUAAUCUCAAAAUAUUUAGUAGCUUUAUCGAUUGGCUUGAAAAUUAUCCAUCUUCUAUUACUUGGGAGCACUUAUCGGCUAAGCUUCUAUCCGAUACGGCAAAUGGUAUUUUAUUUGCUGAAAAACUCGUUCAAAAUGUUGUGAUAUGUACCAAAAAUGGAAGAUCUCUUCAUAAACUAUUUGGGGAUGAAAUUGUCAAUUCUCGUAUCAUUAAGCGAACCAUUUUUCACAAAAUGUUAUUGAUAAGAGUCUAUGAUCAAAAGGACAACAUUCCGAAGAAACUGGCACAAUGUUUGAAAAUCGGCAACAUGAAUGGAACCAGUAAUGAUGCAUGGAAUGUGUUACACAUUGAGACUAUACAUAAUUUAUUAGACGCUUGGGCUGAUACAGCACAUAUAUUGCACUCAUCUGAUGAACAGCGUACUUAUGUUGCAAUUGCUUUAUUAUAUUUUGUUAAAUAUGCUAGGUACCUUUCCAUUGUCGAACAUAUUCGGUCUCUCAUAGGACAAAAGGUGAGUGAUGCAGUUUUGGCUGGCGUUGAAACUCACCUGAAAUGUAUAGAUUGCAAACGACGUUUCCGUGGAUUGUACGUUGCUGAGUUAUUACUUGGGUGGCUAUCUAUUGGAGAUUUACAUUUUGAUUAUCCAGCGAAUAUUGAGGAUGAUCUGUCUGAUCUCCGAAAAAUAGAUCAAGAAAAUAUUAAUGAUAUUAAUGAUACUCGAGAAGUGAAUGAAACAAACUUCCAAACAACAACUGAAACUGCUCCAAUAGAAUCUGAUUUAGCGAAAGAAGCUGUUGAACCAACAGUUCGUUCGGAUACGCUUGAUAGUGAUGAUGACGAUGAUUUUCCUCACUAUCAAUUACCAGAAAGAGAACUUCAUCCAAAAAUUAUGUCAGAUGACGAUUUAUAUGUUCCAAUCGAAAAUCGUGUUAAUCCUCCCAAAUAUAUUCGUGAUUGCUGCGAAAUGCUGAACGAAAAAGAAAACUACGCCAAAUUUGAAGUUGCUUUCAACACACUGAACCAAUUAAUUAGACGUAGAGUUGUGGCUUAUGAUGAAAUUGCAGAAAAUUUAAUAAUACGACUAAUUAACCUUUCUGAUAAUUUCAAAACACCUGAUUUCGAGGUGAAACGUCAAGAAAUGAUUGUUUCAUGUCUGGUAAUGAGUCCCCAACUGGCUAGCAUUGCUAUCAGUACGAUGUAUUCAAGAAAUUGCUGUAUGUAUAAUCGGUUCGUAAUAUUAGAAUCUUUAUCUGCCGCUGCAACAGAAUUGUCAAAUCCUCCUUCGUCAUCUAAAUCUCAUAUUGUCGAUUCUAAGCCAUUAGUCAACAUCGAGACAUCAUGGAGGCAAAUCAUUGAUGAAAGAAUCAAAGCUAAGUCUCGCCACUUUCGUAGUGCCACAUCGGAGUCGAAUCCAGUCAAAAAUCGUUUCGCGAAUCUGGCCAAAGUUUUCUUUUAUCCGUUAACAGUAAUGGAGCAACAUCGCGAACAUCUUGAUUUACUGAAUAUUGACUAUAUGCUUCUAGCAAAAAUUUUAUUUACUCUUGGUCAUAUAUUGCAGUGUGCAAAAAACUGUACUUGUGCUCCGAAUAUGGCGAGCACACUGGUUGAAUAUUUAAGACCAUUACGUUAUCACGAACAAUGUUCUGUGCGGCAAUCAGUUUUGUUUUGUUAUUGUUCUAUAUGCUUAUCAUUGACUAGCAGUGUUCUUUUGGAAUUAUUUACAAAUUCUUUACACGACUGGAUGGAUUAUGCACAAAAAAUGGCUGAUAAUGAUCCAAGCAAAGAAUGCCGAGAAUUGGCAUUAAUCACCGGAAAAUGCAUAUUUGAGCAGUUGAAUAGUGGUGGCGCAUAA
Dracunculus medinensis (Guinea worm) is the source of this 2583-nucleotide messenger RNA. NCBI's taxonomy places the organism in Eukaryota, Metazoa, Nematoda, Chromadorea, Rhabditida, Dracunculidae. The record is from the annotation of a GenBank genome assembly.